This is a messenger RNA of Auxenochlorella protothecoides, 273 nucleotides long. RefSeq lists its product as hypothetical. The record is from RefSeq and is a predicted model, not a curated record. Lineage: Eukaryota; Viridiplantae; Chlorophyta; Trebouxiophyceae; Chlorellales; Chlorellaceae. The transcript has 2 exons. The coding region runs from base 1 to 273 and encodes 90 amino acids.
AUGCUUGCACUUUACAGUCUGCAGGGCCUGCAGCCGUCGCGCGUGGGUUCUCUGCUCCAUGGCGCAUCAUGCUGCGCUCAGCCAUCUGCCCUUCCUAUAUCCUCUAGAGACAACCAAAAGCCUGCAACGAGUCAGCUAGAUGGAGUCGUACACGGCAAAGCUGCACCGUUGCCAGAGGCAGCGGGUACUGUGGAGAGACCCGCCAAGCCCGCAGCACUGAGCGAGCUGUGCGCCCAGUAUGCUGACCUCAGUCUCGUCCCAAACAUCCUCUGA